AGGCAGUUCCAAGAUUCCCCUUAGAAUCCCAAAAUCAUAAAAAAUCCCAAAUCGUCUGUGUGUCAGUGUGUGUGUGUAAGAUUUGGUGGUGAAAUUUGGGUAGGAAGUGGAAGAUCUCCCUAUAUCCUAUCUUUGAGUGCGUGCUUGGUGGUGAAAUUUGGGUAGGAAGUGGAAGAUCUCCCUAUAUCCUAUCUUUGAGUGCGUGCUUGGAACUGUGAGUCGAUGAAUGCGUAGGCAGUAUUGAGUGAUGAAAUUAAAUGAAGAGGCAAAAUACUCGAAGCUAAAGCCAACUACUAUAACGAAAACAGCAGUUUGACAAUGAAGAUAGUCACAUACAACAUAAACGGGCUGAGGCCUCGAGUCGCGCAGUUUGGGUCUCUCCGCAAAUUGCUUGAUUCUCUCGACUCCGACAUAAUCUGCUUUCAGGAGACGAAGCUGUCGAGGCAAGAAAUGAAAGCAGACUUGGUGCAAGUGGAGGGCUACGAGUCCUUUUUCUCUUGCACUCGCACUACCGAUAAAGGCCGAACAGGAUAUUCCGGCGUGGCAACAUUUUGCCGUGUCAUGUCUGCAUUUUCAAGCGUUGAAGUAGCGCUACCAAUCUCUGCCGAGGAGGGUUUCACUGGUGUUCUCAAGCUUUCCACAGGGCUUAGGAAAAGUGAGAAUCCUUUGAUAAUUGAAGGUCUAGAAGAUUUCUCAAUUGAUGAGCUUCAGAAAAUUGAUGGAGAAGGACGGUGUAUCAUAUCUGACCAUGUACAUUUCGUUCUUUUCAAUGUGUAUGGGCCUAGAGCUGAUAUCGACGACACCGAAAGAAUCCAGUUCAAGCGCAAUUUUUUUCACAUACUGCAGAAAAGGUGGGAGUCUCUUCUAGGUCAAGGACGAAGGAUAAUUGUUGUUGGAGAUCUGAACAUAGCUCCCUCUGCUAUUGAUCGUUGUGAUGCUGGGUCGGAUUUUGAAAAGAAUGAGUUUAGGACUUGGUUUAGAUCUUUGCUGGUGAGAAGUGGCGGUUCCUUUUUUGAUGUUUUCCGUGAAAAACAUCCUGAGAGAAGAGAAGCGUAUACGUGUUGGCCUACAAAUUCUGGUGCAGAGGAGUUCAACUUUGGGACCCGAAUUGACCACAUUUUGAGUGCUGGGCCAUGCUUGCAUAAAGAAGAAAAUCAGGGACAUAAUUUUGUGACUUGCCAUGUCAAAGAAUGCGAUAUACUGCUGCAGUUCAAACGUUGGAAACCUGGUAAUACACCUAGACAUAAAGAUAUAAACACAAGAAGUGUCAAAUUGGAGGGGUCAGAUCAUGUUCCUGUCUACAUGAGUUUGAUGGACAUCCCCAUAAUUGAACAGCACAACACUCCUUCAAUGUCCACUCGAUAUUGUCCCCAGGUCUAUGGAUGUCAGCAGACACUAGUGUCUAUGCUCACAAGAAGGAAACCCGCUGAAAUGAAUAGCUUAUCUGGAGGAACAAGUUCUAUUUCAGAUGACAAUAGUGUUGUUCAAAGGUGCAGUCAGUCCAUUAAAAGACCCCAAUAUGAUUGUGGACCUUCAUCAUAUGUGAUUAAUGAAGGUGCAUUUUAUACAUCAGAUGAAUUUUCUGAAGGAUCGCUUAAAGAAUCAUCUUCCGAGUCACAUUGCUCCGAAGUUGGUCGUACUAGAUCUUUGUCAUCUGUAGUUUGUAAGAAAAAAGCAAGACAAAGUCAGUGGUCUCAGCUUUCACUGAAAUCGUUUUUCCAGAAAUCAGGAGCCAGUGUUGAUACAAAUAAUAGUACUUGUUCUGACAAGGAGCCUCCUCAAUCAGACAUUUCAAUUCCUUACUGUGAAAUGAAUGACACUGUCACUGAAGAUGGUGAACAAGAUGCUGCAAAGGAAUGGCCGUCAAGACAAAGCACACUAAUGCAAGGAAAUAAUACGUCACAAUUUCCAGAAAAAGAGAAGAAUAUCACAGCCUUAGUUGAGUGGCAACGGAUUCAACAACUUAUGGAAACCAGCAUACCUCUUUGCAAGGGCCACAAGGAACCUUGUGUUUCUCGAGUGGUGAAGAAAUCUGGACCUAAUUUGGGUCGACGAUUUUAUGUCUGUGCUCGUGCGGAGGUAUUUGUGCCCAUUAUUGCUGGACCUGCAUCAAAUCCUGAAGCGAACUGUGGUUUCUUCAAAUGGGCUACUACAAAAUCAAAGAAAAGAUAAUUUUGAUAAGCCAUGAAUCACGAAGGACUUGCUUAAUAUUCAAAUUGCAAAGAUGUAGCCAUAUGAUCUGUCUUCUUCUUCCCGAGUCGGAAGAUAUCUGAAUAUAUCCAAUGAGAUAUGUUGACAUAAUAAGUAGCUAUGCAGAACCUGCCUUCCUGGCGUGAUAGUUCUCUGUUGCUCUAGCAGGUGUAUCCGGUCAUCACAUGUGCCAUUUUGCGCUGUUAUUUUAUAUCUCCAGGUGCUCUGGAGUGUCUGGAUAAUUAUAUGGACCUCACCAGAGACGAAGCUAGACAAAGAAAGGCUGUUAUUUGAUUUGAACUGAAUCAUGAUGAUCGACUCUCGGGAAUGGAAGUGGAUCCUUUGUAUUUCCAUUAUGAAUUUUGUAAACUUUCGAGAGCGAAUCAUGUUCGAUUGUCGCGGGAUCAAACACCUGAGACAUAUAGUACUUGUGUAUAUAUCGGUAUAGUACUCGUGUAUAUUAACAAUCUCCAAGUGAAAUUGUUUAGAGUUUUAUGUGACAGAAAUGUGUUUAUUUUGUGCGUAGGGGAAAUGUGGGCUUUUUGUGAUGUGCGCGUGAGUCUUUUCUUAAAAUGGGAAUGUGAGGCCCAAUUUUAGCUAUUAAUUAUGAACAAGAUGUGUUGCUGAGAUUUUA
Molecule: messenger RNA, 2824 nt
Organism: Striga asiatica
Lineage: Eukaryota; Viridiplantae; Streptophyta; Magnoliopsida; Lamiales; Orobanchaceae
Source: the annotation of a GenBank genome assembly